Molecule: messenger RNA, 1369 nt
Organism: Priapulus caudatus
Lineage: Eukaryota; Metazoa; Priapulida; Priapulimorpha; Priapulimorphida; Priapulidae
Product: leucine-rich repeat-containing protein 34-like
Exons: 4
Coding region: 1-1155 (384 amino acids)
Molecular function (GO): protein binding
Source: RefSeq, a predicted model, not a curated record
AUGAAAGAGAUCGUUCAGCGAUACAUAAAGGCGUGUAAGAAACUUCGACAGCCACCAAGUAAGUUUAUCCGACGCGUCUUGGUAGCGACAGGCGAGUCGUUUACGGAUGAGCUGAUACUGAACGGCAGCGAAGCAGAGCGAGCUUACGGGAGCUCGGCACGUCUGACCAAACGCGACGCCACCGCCAUCUGCUUGCUACUGGAGAACGACACGAGCUUCCACGUGCUUCGGCUUCGAUGCAACAACAUCUCCAACGAAGGCACUAAAUGGCUGGCCAAGUUGCUGCGCAAGACGAUGACGCUUAGAGAGAUUGACAUUACCUUUAAUGGAAUUGGGCCAUCUGGUCUGGAGACACUUAUUGAGGGGUUACUCAUAAACGAGACAUUGAGCUGCAUCCGUAUGGACGAUAACAAAAUCGGCAAUUUGGGAGGAGUUUUGUUCGCCCAGGUUCUUCAGGUUCGUCCAAAUAUCCAAGCACUGCAUUUAUCGAACACGGACAUGGGAAUUGAAGGUGAGAGUUCUAAGGGAAUUCCACACGCUCAAGAAAAUUGCCUCAACAGGCCACUGCCUGUUUUUUGGCUCACAAGAGGAAAUAGCCCUAUACACAUGGGCAGAUUGUUACAGGUAAACAAAGGUUUGACGGAGAUACACCUUCAGAAAUGCGCCAUCGCUGACUUUGGUGUAACAAGGCUGGUCGACGCAUUGGUGCACAACACAACAUUACGCUACCUCGACCUCGGCUGCAACCGAAUAGGGAGGGACGGCGCGAAAGAACUGGCAAGAUUGUUGGGUAGAAACACAGUGCUUCAGGUCCUCGACUUGUGCUUCAACAGGAUUGAGGACGACGGAGCUAUAACGCUCAGCCACGUCCUGCCCAACAACACCUCGCUACAAGCGCUCGCCAUCCGAAGCAACUGCAUAGCCGGAUCAGGCCUGUGCGCUCUCGCCAACGCCCUCUAUCGCAACGACGCGCUGCAGCAGCUGUAUAUUUGGGGAAACCGAUUCGACCAGUCGGCUUGCGUCGCUAUCCGUGACGUCCUCAAUGCGAAGCGACUACAGCAGGGUAACACUGACGUCAAGCCUUACGUUGUAGACAGUAUGACACACUUAGCUCAGCUUAAUCAUGACGUCAUCUAUAGUGGACACGAACAAUGACGUCAUCUAUGGUGGGCAUGAACCAUGACGUUACAUGUAGUAGGCAUGAAUCAUGACGUCACACGUAGUAAGCAUCGGACAUCCGUCGUGUAUAGUACGCAUCUAUCAUAAAGUCUUCUAUAGCAUGAAUGCUUAACGCGGUCACCUACGGUGCUCAUAUAUCACAAUGUCACAUAUCGCACCGCAGACGUUUAAAAAGCCAGCGUUACUCAUC